Messenger RNA from Lithohypha guttulata, 1020 nucleotides. RefSeq lists its product as uncharacterized. The transcript has 2 exons. The record is from RefSeq and is a predicted model, not a curated record. Gene Ontology annotation, molecular function: 4-hydroxy-tetrahydrodipicolinate synthase activity. NCBI's taxonomy places the organism in Eukaryota, Fungi, Ascomycota, Eurotiomycetes, Chaetothyriales, Trichomeriaceae. The coding region runs from base 1 to 1020 and encodes 339 amino acids.
AUGACAAUAUUGAAGAGCAAUAUUCCAGCAAAAGCGAAAUGUCUACCCCGAGGAGUCUACCCUCCCUGCAUCACACUCUUCAAGCCUACUGCUCGUCAGGAGAUUGACACAGACGCAUGCUAUGCUCAUUACUCAAACUUGAUUCGUGGUGGUGUGGCAGGUCUAGUAGUGCAGGGUACGAAUGGUGAAGCUGUACUGCUCUCGCCAGAAGAAAAGAUUGAGUUGACCAGGACCGCACGAAAAGCUGCAGCAGAUCUGGAUCUUCCAGAUUACCCUAUCGUCGCGGGCAUCAGUGGGCAAUCGACUAAUGAGACCUUCAAGCUGGCUGAAGAUGCAGCUGAGGCAGGUGCUAACUUUGCGCUGCUUCUGCCACCUAGCUUCUGGCCGAAAGCUGCUACCAAUGAUGUGCUCAGAGACUUCUACAGAGAGGUGGCAGAUGAGAGUCCUAUUCCUGUCGUCAUAUACAACUACCCUGGAGCCACCAACGGAGUCGAUUUGAGUUCUGCAUUGCUUGCUGAGCUGGCUGAACAUCCAAACAUUGUCGGAGUAAAACUAACUUGCGGAAAUGCUGGCAAGGUAACACACCUGAGUGAGCUCUUCUCACCAGAGCAGUUCAGCGUCUAUGCAGGUCAGGUUGACUGGCUCUUGCCAUGCUUGAUUGGUGGCGGCGUGGGAUGCAUCACGGGGAUGGGCAACAUCUUCCCGCGUGCCGUAUCCAAGGUCUACACUCUUUGGAAGCAGAACAAGAUCGAAGAAGCAAAGAGAUUGCAGGGUGCUGCGUCUGCGGCAGAGAAGGCCUGUAGAGAAGGUAUAGCCCUGACGAAGUAUGGUGCCUGGAAGUUUGUGGGGCCCAAGAUUGGGUUCAAUGAUCCAGCUACGUACUUUCCCAGAAAGCCGUAUAAGCCGCUAUCAAAAGACAGACAACUGUGGUGCGUUGACACUCUGCAGCACAUGGCAGACAUUGAAGAGAGCCUACCAGAUGUUGUAGUCUUGAAGGGCAGUGCAACAAAUGGUGUUUAG